UGGAGACCUUGAAACUUCGACCGGGGGGUCCCGAGAGGAGGCGAAGGGGGGCUGCGCGCUCAGGAUGUCUGGCUGGAACGGGGCUGUUCAAACUUCAGGAAACUCUGGAAUUGUGCCUUACGUGAAUGCAUCAGAGGAAGCGGGAAUCCUGAAUGAGCAGAAUGUGAAGCCUAGAGAUGAGCAGUAGCUACUGCAACAACGUGUCAGUGACCAUGAGUGUCAACGAGGUGUCCAGUUUCCCCCUGACCCUGGAGCAGAAAACCGGUUUCGCCUUUGUGGGGAUCCUGUGUGUGUUUCUGGGACUUUUGAUCAUCAGAUGCUUCAAAAUCUUACUGGACCCCUACAGCAGUAUGCCUUCCUCCACCUGGGAGGGUGAAGUUGAAGGGUUGGAUAAAGGGACAUUUGAAUAUGCUCUUGCAUGAAGCAGAAUCCUCAAAACGUGUCCUGCCUUAAUUCCGAUUUCUUUCUUUCUUUCUUUCUUUCUUUCUUUCUUUCUUUCUUUCUUUCUUUCUUUCUUUCUUUCUUUCU
This is a messenger RNA of Thamnophis sirtalis, 528 nucleotides long. RefSeq names its product cortexin 2 (gene CTXN2). Lineage: Eukaryota; Metazoa; Chordata; Lepidosauria; Squamata; Natricidae. The record is from RefSeq and is a predicted model, not a curated record.